Molecule: messenger RNA, 3321 nt
Organism: Clarias gariepinus (North African catfish)
Lineage: Eukaryota; Metazoa; Chordata; Actinopteri; Siluriformes; Clariidae
Gene: hif1al
Product: hypoxia inducible factor 1 subunit alpha, like
Exons: 15
Coding region: 132-1994 (620 amino acids)
Biological process (GO): cellular response to hypoxia; regulation of transcription by RNA polymerase II
Molecular function (GO): protein dimerization activity; DNA-binding transcription factor activity, RNA polymerase II-specific; RNA polymerase II transcription regulatory region sequence-specific DNA binding
Source: RefSeq, a predicted model, not a curated record
AGGAGUAGAGAGGGAGAGAGAGAGGGGUAUAGAGGGAGGGCUGAGCUGCUCCUCGCGGAUUAACCUGCGUUGAAGGAAUAUUAUUAUUGUUAUUAUUAUUUACGUUGGAGUCUGUGAGUGUAACGUGCACUAUGACGACUACUGUGGCUAAAAGGCCAAGCUCGGAGCAGAGGAAGGUACGUCUGCGUGAUGCAGCUCGCUGUAGGCGGAGUCAGGAGACAGAGGUUUUCUACGAACUCGCCCACUCGUUGCCCCUGUCACGCCGCAUCACCUCCCACCUAGACAAAGCUGGGAUCAUGAGGGUGACCCUUAGCUACCUGCGUAUGCGCCACCUUCUCCACUCCCCUUGGACCAAGGUACCAGAUACCUCGGAGGAGGAAGAGGAACCCACUGAUGCUUUCUACCAACAGGCGCUCGCUGGAUUUAUCCUGGUGUUGAAUGAAGAGGGAGACAUGGUCUUCCUUUCUGAAAAUGUCAACAAGUUCAUUGGGAUCACACAGCUGGAGCUGCUUGGCCAGUGUGUGUAUGAUUAUGUCCAUCCAUGUGAUCAAGAGGAGCUGAGAGACCUUCUUACUACCAAACCCGGACUCUUUAAGAAAAGGUCUGAAAGUUGUACAGAGUGCAACUUCUUCCUGAGACUGAAAAGCACACUUACAAGCCGUGGCAAAACAGUGAACAUCAAAUCAGCCACCUGGAAGGUGAUUCACUGCACAGGCUACAUGAAGACGCUCAACCAGGAAGGGGAAGCAUCAUCCCUGGGAGAAAGCUACAUGACCCUGUUGUGUGAGCCUAUCCCCCACCCGAGCUGCGUGGAGUUCCCUCUGGACAGCAGCACCUUUCUCACACGCCACACCAUGGACCUGCAUUUCAGUCAGUGUGACGGCCGGGUGACGGAGCUUGUUGGGUACCAUCCCAAUGAUCUGAUUGGCCGAUCUGCCUAUGAUUUUUUCCAUGCACUUGAUUUUGAUCAUCUGACAAGAAGCUUGCAUGUCUUGCUCUCCAAAGGUCAGGUAUGCACUAGCCGUUACCGAUUUCUGGCUAAGAACGGGGGAUUCGUUUGGACUGAGACCCAGGCCACAGUGCUCUAUAACAGCAAGACUUCCCAGCCUGAAGCUGUGGUGUGCCUCAACUUCAUCCUCAGUGCGGUGGAGGAGGCAGACGUCGUGUUUUCCAUCGAGCAGACACGCAGUGACUUGAUGCAGGACAAACUGAGUGUGAUUGAGGUGGAGGACUCGGAUGAUGAGAUGAGUAGCAGCAGCAGUAGCAGUGAACUUUACCAUAGUUUGAAGGACGAUCCAGAGGAUCUGCUGCAGCUGGCACCGGCCCCUGGAGAUACCAUCAUACCACUGACAGGGCAUACAGAGUUGUUCUUUGUCCCACCAUCCAGCCCCAACUCGGUGCCCAAAUGUCCAAAGGAGCUGUGUACUCCCAAACUCCGCCAGCUCCUCUCACCCAUAUUCGACAGCUCUUGCCCCACUUCCCCUGAUCAUAGUUCAGGAGAUGAGUUUCCCAUGGACACUGGUGAGGUGGAGAAGUUCUUUGCCGACAAGCCAGAGGAGACUCAGAAAAAAAAAAUGGAGGAUAUGGAUGACAUAGAUUUAGAUAUGUUGGCACCGUAUAUCUCCAUGGAUGAAGACUUCCAGCUGACCUUCUUGCCGCAAUUGCCUGAGGCAGACACACAGACUCCUGAGGCACAAAUCACAGCUUCUAAGAAAAGAGCUCUGGACGAGGAGGACGACAUGCCAUCUCUAACAUCCAACUGGGAGAAGAGACGGAAGAACUGCCCCAUAGAGGAUGAGUUUCUGCUUUCACGGUCCUCACUGAUGGACCUGCAGGUUGCUGGUGGUUUAGAGGAGCUGGACCCUGACCGCUGGAAACCGAGUCAGCUCCUGACCGACAGAGACCCUGUCCUGGGAGCAACACAAGCACUGUGCGAUACAGCAGCUUUAAUGAGGAAUUCUUUCUCAUCACAACCACCGGAUUUAAUGGCUUAAUUAACUGGGACUAUAUUGCCACUCGCCUGAGGAGAGAAGUGUAAUGUAAAUCCUAAAGCUACAACCAAGGAGCAUAAUUAUCUUUUUACACAUUAUAUUACACAUAACUCAGUUCAGGAAAUUCUAAUGAUGCAUCAUCUGUGAAUUAAAACCACUUAAGAAAGAACAGAUUCUUAAAGGUUUCUUGUGCCAUUCUCUCAAGACUGAGUGUACCUGGGUUGUGAGAACUAAUCUCGCUUUACUAUGGUUUAACUAACCAUCCUUUGAGCAGAAUCGGUCACUGGUUUUGAAAUCAGUCACACCACACUUGCUUCACAAGUGUGCACCUCAGACUCGAGCAGAGCUGGCUGAUGCUGUGAAACCAACUAUUGUCCAGACCCUAACACAUACAAAAACAGACAGAACUCUAUCCGAUGAGUAAAAGUUUGCAAAAUGUGCUAUCUCAAACCUGGACAACCAGUUAAUUCAGGUUUUUAUUAUUACAUUUUUCUGCUGCAUAAAUAAACAUGAUUAAACAUCAGUUUAGUGUCACAUAUUGCAGAAGAUGUCAAAGUAAAGUAACCACAAUAUUUCAUUGUAAAUGAAAAUACUUUUUUUUUUCUAUUUGAAAUGAGUGAUUUUUUUUUUUACAGUAGGUUCAUUUUGAGCCUCACUUUUAAAUCGAGGAAUUAUCAUGUCUGAUUAAUGCCAUACGUAACGCACACAAAAUCCUCACCUAUUUCUGUAACGUCUUUUUAUUAAAAAUUUUAUAUACCUUUGCAUAUGUAAAGUGUGAGUCUAAAUACAGAUGUUUGUUUUGUUUAUACAAUGUAUGUUCCUUUUGUUUCUAUUUGAAAUUCACAGUAAUCUCUGCAACAUGUCUGCUCUUCUUGUAGUGUUCAUGUUAACAGAAACAUGUCAUGUAUAAGCUUUAGCAGUUUGGGGGAAAGUGGCUGGGAAAUGUUUUUAAUAGUCUUUUACAUGUAAGCACUGAAUGUGUUGCAUUUUGGUCAUAUAGUUUAUCAAUAUACAAGCUAGCAAUAUGUGAAAUGAUGCAGUAUUCAAUUUUCAUGGAAUUGUGUUCUCAGUACUUUUUGUUUGUUUAUUUUUUGAGGGGAUGGAGGAACACUUGCCCCUAUUUUAAAGAUCCUGGUUGGAAUGCCUUACAGGAUAUGUUGAUGGCCAGUAAGGCAUGCCUUGCUUGUACUUUUCUUUAUUACUUUGUUCUUUAAAUCCUGUUUGUCGUUUCAGUUCAGAAUAUUACAUCCUGAAUUUGACCUGUGAUGUUUAACCAUGGAUUAAUUUUUUUUUUUUUUAACAGAAAUACAAUAAAAUGAGUAUAUGAUGA